Molecule: messenger RNA, 1214 nt
Organism: Baudoinia panamericana UAMH 10762
Lineage: Eukaryota; Fungi; Ascomycota; Dothideomycetes; Mycosphaerellales; Teratosphaeriaceae
Exons: 2
Coding region: 99-1145 (348 amino acids)
Source: RefSeq, a predicted model, not a curated record
UACAACGAAGCACAGCCUUGUGUUGUUGCUUCGACAAGUCUUUUCUGGACGACUUUGCCUGCUUUCCAUCAUUCACAAGCUAUCCAACCUUGGCGACUAUGGCCGUCAACAGGUGGACAUGUGACCUGUGCUCCGAGCUCAUAAACGACCAGGAACCGCGCAUUCGCUGCCUCGAAUGUGCUCCAGAAGCGGGUUUCGACAGCUGUGCCAAGUGUUAUGUUCAGGGCUAUACUGCGGGAGACCACAAGGUCACUCACAGACAGGAGAUCUUUCGUGCGCGAGGCUACAAGUGUGCUGCUCCCGUACUACCUGGACGACUCGAGACUCCGCCCCACCUAAUGUGCACAACGUCUGAGUACGCUGCUCAUCAAUAUUUUGGAAGCCUGGUAACACCAGACUGGCAACCCACGCAGAUGCUACAGCGGAUAGCUUCGGCGAUCUUCAACUACGCAGAUGCUUCGAUUGAGCCCAAGCAUGCGGGCGCUCUGCAUCCCGAGAAGUUCUACUUAUGCAUGGACAUAUUGGGAGGAGCGCCAUUGGAUAAUAUGCACAAGCGGGCAGGACGUUUGGCUAGUAACAUAUUGACACGCACAUACGAACUUUGGGGUCAAGAUUUCACCCUCGACAACAGCACCUCGCCCGCUACAGCACUACUAACCCGCAAUGGUUUCACCACAGAGCUUGCACUCACUGUGGCAAUGGACCCUGAUGCGUGUUACACGCACCUCAACCAGGCAAUAGCAUGGCUGAGCAGCAGCGAGGCGUCCUCCACAAACGCCCCAUUACUCGACCCAGCAACCAACCUCCCUUUCAGGCAUCAACAUGUUCCGCGAGCGUGCUUCCCUGUCUCUUGCAACACCGCGGUCAAGGCUCGCUCGGAACAAAUCAAUAAGAUCCUUGUUGACGAGAUCGCUCAAGGCAAGCUCAUCCUGAACCAGCAGGCAUGGCAGCAGAAGCAUCCUUCACAGCAGGCUGCAGCGUCAACAGAGGCCAUGACGCCACAGCAAGCCCUCGACAUGCAAGCCAAGAUGACGGCACUGCAGAAUGAUUUCACGUUAAAGAGUAACAUGAUUGCAAUGGUUGGCAGGGCGCGAAUGCAGGCUAUCGAGAAUGCGAAUAUCUGGAGUACAGUUAGGUAUCGCUGAGACAGCUGCGGCAGCAAUGCUUCGGAGUCGCUCCGGGAUCGCCAGGAUCCCUACGCGGCAUUCGCGCCC